Molecule: messenger RNA, 429 nt
Organism: Dibothriocephalus latus
Lineage: Eukaryota; Metazoa; Platyhelminthes; Cestoda; Diphyllobothriidea; Diphyllobothriidae
Source: the annotation of a GenBank genome assembly
AUGAGUGGGUUUGAAGCUAAAACAGCCACACUCAGGAUUCCAUCCAACCCCAAGGCCGGUGACUCACUGGACAAGGAUGCAGAUUUGUCUUUUCAGGAAAUUCUCGACGAGGAAGAGGCAAUCAGCCGUUCAGUAGCUGAUCAGUCCAAAAAUAUGCAAAAUCUGGCGAUCCGGCUGACCCUCAAACGACUUGUCUCUCAGUUCCCGGGCUUCGAAAUGCCCUACCUAAUUAACCUCUUUAUCAAAUCAGGCUUGUCCCAAGCCAAGGAGAGUCUUGCCACCUUGGAGAAAGAGAUCGGUGACCUUCGAAAAAGUGCAAAGGACAUGUAUGAUGCUAAAUUGAGUGCUAAGGCCUCCUCUGUACACCCGGGCGUACUGGCCUUUUACAAUGAAGAGGUAUGUUGCAUAUUAUCAAAACUAACCGCAUGA